This is a messenger RNA of Onychostoma macrolepis, 2735 nucleotides long. RefSeq lists its product as uncharacterized. The transcript has 3 exons. The record is from RefSeq and is a predicted model, not a curated record. Lineage: Eukaryota; Metazoa; Chordata; Actinopteri; Cypriniformes; Cyprinidae. The coding region runs from base 1309 to 2334 and encodes 341 amino acids.
ACAGUGACUGAAACACCCACAGCAGCUACUAACCUAAGGAGAAUGGAUGUACUGCACAAAAUGACAACUGCAAAAAUAAUAAAACAUUAUAAACUGUUAAACGAUAAACAACAGUUUAGAUAUAAAUUCGCACCACACCUAAAUUAUAUUUACCCUUUAAAAAAAUAAAAUGAAUAAUAAUCCACUCCAUGCGCAUGUCCAGGAUAAGCUCCGCCCAAUGAAACCGAAAAUCUCAGAAACCUCAGAAACUAAGGUUAGUCGCCAUUUUGUGAGGUUUCGCAGUGGUUCGAUUACUUGAUGAUACUAAGCCAGGAAGCAAGCACGUGACAAAAGAAGGAUGACUCAAACCCAAGAAUCGAGAGGGAGACGGGAGUGCGGAUGGAGUCUGACAUGGUAUGCUGAUGACUUUGUUUCUUUUUGUGAGGGAGGUAAUUAACAAUGUCUGCAAAACAAAAAUACAACACACACUGGAAAAGAGUGAAAAGAGAUCAGCAGAAAUUGGAUUUGUCUCAUGUAGACAACACUGAGAUACCCACCUGCUCUACUACUCUAGAGAGCUUUAGUGAGCUGCUCCAGCAUGCACAGCCCAUUGAGGGGGAACAGAGUGAAUUUGAGUGUGAUGUUGAAAUGCAGGGGGCUCAUGCAAAUUCUAAUUCUGAUUCAGAUUCUGAUGACGUAGACUUGGAUGACAGACCUUCUUUAGGAGUUAGACUUGCACAGUGGGCCAAUGAAUUUCAGGUCAAACACAAUGCAGUGGAUGGCCUUCUUAAAAUUCUUGGUGAACAUCACCCAGAGCUUCCAAGAACUGCUAGAACAUUACUUGGAACAUGUGAAAAUGUAAACUUAGACAUGAAAUCUGGGAUGCAAUACUUCUACUUUGGAUGCAAAGAACAGCUGUGUAGGUAUUUAAAUAUGUACCCCAGUGAUGUUGUCACCCAGUUAGACUGUCUGGACAUUUCCUUGAAUAUUGAUGGCUUGCCACUAUUCAAAAGUAGCAGUCAGUCACUGUGGCCAGUUUUGUGCAAAAUCAAUUUGGCUCCUUCCACUGUCUUUCCUCUUGCUCUCUGUUUUGGUGACUCAAAUCCUACAGAUCUUGAUUUUUGACAGAUGUAGUACAUGACCUCAGGGACAUUUUACUCAAUGGAUUAGAGACAGAUAGGGGUAAUUUACGAGUUCAUCUUCGCUGUAUCACUUGUGAUGCACCUGCAAAGCACUUGUUAAAUGCACAAAGCAAUUUUCAGGUUAUUUCGGUUGUGAUAAGUGCAAACAGAAAGGCAUCUGGGAUGGCAAGCGGUUAUAUACCCAGAGAUGACAAAUGUUACACUGAGAACAAAUGCAUCUUUCCGUGAGCAGCUUCAGGAGGGGCACCACCGGACAUCUGGGGUGUCUCCGUUUUGCAUGCUCCAAAUAGACAUGAUUCAGCAAUUUCCUGCAGAUUACAUGCAUCAGUGCUGUCUUGGAGUGAUGCGAAAACUGAUUGUUUUGUGGUUGCGCGGAAACCUUACAACCAGAUUAUCUUCUGGCCAAGUAAGGGAGAUCAGUUCCAGACUUCUUGGUUUGAGACAAUUCAUGCCAAACCUGUUUGCAAGGAAGCCACGUGGCCUACAAGACAUUGACCGGUGGAAAGCUACUGAACUGCGACAGUUUGCGCUUUACACGGGCAAAAUUGUGCUGAAAGGUGUUCUCUCUGAUGAACUCUAUGCACAUUUCAUGCUGUUCAGUGUGGCAUUGGCCAUCCUAGUGUGCCCACAACUAGUGAAACAGUACAGCUCUUUUGCAUCAGAUCUGUUGGUUCACUUUGUAGAGGAAGGCCGAAAGUUGUACGGGGAUGAGUUCCUUGUGUACAAUGUGCACUCUUUGGUUCACCUUGCUUCUGAUGCACAUGCGUACUGUGGGCUAGAUGAGUGUAGCGCUUUUUCCUUUGAAAAUUACCUGCACCAGCUGAAGAGGUUAGUACGCUCAGGUAAAAACCCUCUGGCACAAAUUAUAAAACGUCUUGGUGAAAUUGACGAGCACAGAGAGGAACUGAAUAACAAGCCUGCAGCUGUGGUGAAAACACAAAAACCGAACAAUGUCUUUGUUCUCAGUGACUUACAGUGUUGUGAGGUCGUUUCUGUGGUAGAUGCUACAGGGGAAGUGCUUUGUCGUGUUUAUGACAACCUUGAGCCACUUUUCAUGCAGCCUUGUAACUCCAGGUUAACUGGUGUUUACAAGGCCCAAGUGAGGCACACCAGAAUGAAACAAUUGUCUCAAAGGCUAUUGGUCAGAAAGGCAUUUUUUAUUGAUGCGGAAGAUGAUGUCAAGAUUGUCCUUACAGUGCUCCAUUCAUUUUGAGCAGUUAUCUAAAUCUUUUUCACCACCCUUUACACAUUAGAUUGAUACAGCUGAAUGCUGAUUGUACAUUUAGUAUCAGCAAAAAUUGCCAUUUUCUCAAAAUUGUUCAGGGAAUCUUUUGCCUGAAAAUUGAAAAUCUUAUAAUUUACUCACUGCUUAUGAUGCUUCAAACCUGUAUAACUUUUUUUUUUUGAGAAAUGAGCAUACUGCAAAUUGGAUAUUUAAGCAGUGCUGUUUUGCAGUUGUCUCCAUGGUCACCAUAUUGGUGCAUGAGAGAGAUUUAAAGAAUAAAUUCACUUCCAGAAUAAAAAAUUCCUGUUACUUUACUUACCCCCAUGUCAUCCAAGAUGUUCAUGUCUUUCUUCAGUCGAAAAUAAAUUAAGAUUUUUGAGGAAAACAUU